CAGGGACCGCUCCCUACGCGACUCCCCUGCCCGUCCGUCCCUCCCCGCUGAUCUCCCGCCCGGCACUCAUCCUUGCAAAUGGAACAAGUGCUGCGUCCCCUCCCUCACCGCCACUCAGGGUCUCAGACAGUCCUUUCCAGGUGAGGCGACACUUCACCCGUGAGUCUGUUGGUUGUCCGGUGAGACCUCCUGCACGUCGGUGAGACCCGACAGAGAUAUUGAGAAAAUGUUUCGCCGAGAACCUACUCCCGGUGGCCACCCAUUUUAAUUCCACUUCCCAUUCCCAUGCCGGAAGUCGUGCGAGGAGGCGUCGGAAAGUUGAUGGAAGGGGGUCUGAGAGUAGAGCGUUUUGCACUCAGAUGGAUAGACUUGGAAUCACUGGCGAAAAGAGAAGCUAGCUGGGUGCGCACUGCCUGUCUCCAAAUCCUCAGCACCCUCGUACAGAACAGAAAACAACGGCGGUAAUUCCGCUGAUUUCGUUAAAUUCAGUAGGACCGGCGAACUGGGUCAAUUCUAUAUUCUCUGCGCCACUGCCCCCACUUCCGUCUCCAAUGACCCUGGAUUUGACGGGAGCCCCUGAGCGAGCCACGAUGCCCCGGGAGAGGGGUCUGGUCUGCCUGGUGACGGGAGGCUGCGGGUUUCUGGGGAAGCACCUGGUGCGGCUGCUGGCAGAGUGCGCCGAGGAGCUGAAGGAGAUCAGAGUGCUCGACCUGGUGUUGGACAGGGAGCUGGAGGCGCUGAGCACGGCCUCUCUCAGGGUGUCCAUGAUGCAGGGGGAUAUCACCUCCCCUGGGGACAUGGCCCGCGCAAUCCAGGGGGCUGACCUGGUCUUCCACCUCGCCAGUGUCAUCGACUUCCUGGGGCUCAUUCCCGAGUCCCAAAUCCUUUCCGUCAACAUACAAGGGACCCAGACCGUGAUUGAUGCCUGUGUUCAGCACGAUGUCCCGACCCUGGUCUACACCAGCAGCAUGGAGGCAGUGGGGCCCAACUCCAAGUGGCAACCGUUCCACAGAGGAGAUGAGGACACAGUUUACGAAUUUGCCCCUGCUUCAGUCUACGCGAGAUCAAAAUCCCAGGCCGAAGGUCUUAUCCGCGGUGCAAACGGGAUGAAGACAGCGUCCGGGAAGACCCUUUUCACCCUGGCCCUGCGUCCGCUCAGUUUCUACGGGGAAGGUUUCUCCCUCCUCUGCAACCUGGCCGAAAGAGCGUCCCGCUGCGGGGGGCGCCUCUUCCGCCUCUCCUCCGCGGACGCCUGCAUGGGGCAUGCCUACGUGGGAAACGUGGCCUGGAUGCACCUGCUGGCAGCCCGCGCCCUGCGGGAGAAGCCCGGCCUGGUGGGCGGACAGGUCUACUAUUGUUACGACGACUCCCCGGACAGGAGCUUCCUGGACUUCUACAUGGAGUUUCUAGCGCCCUGCGGGGUGAAGUUAGUCGGCCAGCUGCGGCCCGUCCUCCCCUUCUUCAUGGUCUUCCUGCUGGCUAUCCUGGUCGAGCUCGUCGGCUUCGCCCUCCGCCCCUUCUGCACCUUUGCCCCCUCACUCAACCGCUACACCUUGCUCAUGUCCUGCUCAACCUUCACGGUGCGGACCAGCAAAGCCGCCCGUCACUUCGGCUACCGACCGCUCUACACCUGGGAGCAAUCCCGGGCGCGCACCAUUCGCUGGCUGCAGAGCCUGGCCCGGCCGAGGUCAGAGUAGGGACCCGCUGGCUGCAGAGCCUGGCCCGGCCGAGGUCAGAGUAGGGACCCGCUGGCUGCAGAGCCUGCAGGGUCUCGAUGAACUCUGAUCCGCUCCACGUUUUACCCAUCUCCCUCGCAACCCCCAUUUCCCUCAGUACUCCCCCCAUGACUAUUACUAUUUACUAAUAGUAAUAUUACUAUUACUAUUUAUUAUUUCUGGUGCAACUGUAACGAAAACCAGUUUCCCCCCGGGAUCAAUAAAGUAUGACUAUGACUAUGACUAUCCCAUACUCCAUCCUCUCUUCCUCUCCCUCGCCCUCUCCCUCACUCCCUUCCCCUGCCCCCUUCCCGCCGGUGGUGACUCGUCGCUCAGCGCUGAGUUGAUUUUGGACCUGGAAUUGGAUUCUGUGGUCUGGCUGGACUUUAAUACUACGAAAAAGACAUUGUUCUCAUCUCCAUGAGCACCACGUCAAUGAUCUUCUGAGGCCAUCUCCUUCUCCAUUUCUCUUCCCCUCUCCAUCCCUCCCCUUCCCUCUCUCUCUCCCUCCAUCCAUCCAUCCCUUCCCCUCUCCAUCCCUCCCCUUCCCUCUCUCCCUUGUGACGAGAAUACACAUAAAUUAAGAUGUUAGCUGGCCUGUGCUGGCACCAGUGGGAUCAGCAGUUGGUCUGCCACCUGUCUUCAGGAGAGAGAGAUAAGGAAAACAAUGGAGCAGCAUUUGGAGAUGUUAAUGAAGGGACGGGAGAGUUUAACGGAAGGAGAGCUGUCAAGAUCGGCUCCCCCUUUGAACCCUGAACUGUUUGAAGUGAUGGACAGGCGAUGCCCCAGCAGGGGGAUAAAAAGGGACAGGUUCGCUAAGGCGACACACACGACACCCCGAGGUAACGAGACCCUGGAAGCGGUGCGUCUCUCACAAGUCGGUGGGGAGUUUUUGGACGGCUGGUCGCGGGAUCAAGCCAUAGACGCUUAGGGUGGAAAGGCACGAUCGGUGGGAACCUGGUGUGUGUCCACCCUUGCCUGGGUGCCAGGUUCAGCGCAGAGAAACGGUCGUAUCUGGAAACGGAGGGGUCACGGUCGGUGACCUCAGAUGACAUCACAAAGGACUCGCCCGAAAGCUGACUGUGAAGGUCUGUGUGGAAGCCGUUUGAAUAUUCAUUCGUUUUGCUCUCUCUCUCCUUCCCCCCACUGUCCAUCUCCCAUGGCAGUGAUUACUGUGAACUGAACUGAACUAAAUUGAACUGAACUUUGCGUCACUUUGAAACUGGUCAUUUACCACUAGACAACGAUAGAGUUUGAUUGAUCCUGUUAUCUUAAUUCUGUGCACAUGUGUGUUUAUCAUUGCUGAACUGUUGCAUUUAUUAUCCUUUUGAUUAGAGUACUGUGUUGCUUAUUUCUUUAAUAAAACUUUCUUAG
Messenger RNA from Mobula hypostoma (lesser devil ray), 3089 nucleotides. Its product is annotated as 3 beta-hydroxysteroid dehydrogenase type 7-like. Gene Ontology annotation, biological process: steroid biosynthetic process. Gene Ontology annotation, molecular function: 3-beta-hydroxy-Delta5-steroid dehydrogenase (NAD+) activity. The coding region runs from base 552 to 1697 and encodes 381 amino acids. The transcript is spliced from 9 exons. NCBI's taxonomy places the organism in Eukaryota, Metazoa, Chordata, Chondrichthyes, Myliobatiformes, Myliobatidae. The record is from RefSeq and is a predicted model, not a curated record.